GCACCCAACUGUUUUGGUCAAAUUACACUGUCUAUGCGUUUUUUUAAAGGUCUCUGUGUGUUUAAUGGCGUCCUCAGGUAAAUGAUUACGACUCCAAGUGCUCGCUGAUUUCAGUUGCAUUUCUCCUGCCCCCGAGUAGAUUCCCGCGAUUGGAACCGGAGGCAGAAGCUUCUUCGCCGGUAUGGCUCUGGGGUUGAGUUCCGGCGACGUCGCCGGAUUCAAGGUGCUCUUCUCUCUCGUCGUCCUCUACGGACUCAUAUCACUUCUGGCCUACUCCGUUCACCAGCUGAAGUUCAUCACGCCUCUCGGCAUCGAUGCCCCACUCGAUCGAUUCUCCGAAGCCAGGGCCAUCGAACACGUCCGCGUCUUAGCGGAAGACAUCGGCGGCCGCCAGGAAGGGACUCCGGGCUUGAGACAAGCUGCUGAAUAUAUAAAAACCCAGUUAGAAACCAUGAAGGAGCGCGCUCAGCUUAAUGUUCGAGUAGAGAUAGAAGAGACCGUAGUAAACGGUUCUUUCAGCAUGGUCUUUUUAGGUUACAGCAUAUCAUUUGCUUAUAGGAACCAUACUAAUAUCAUGAUGAGAAUCUCAUCACUGCAAUCAGGAGAUAAUGACCCAUCAGUCUUAGUAAAUGGCCACUUUGAUACAACACCUGGUUCUCCAGGAGCUGGUGAUUGCGGCUCAUGCGUUGCUGCAUUACUUGAAUCAGCCAGACUUACAAUCGAUUCGGGCUGGGUUCCUCCUCGACCACUUAUAUUUCUAUUCAAUGGUGCAGAAGAACUAUUCAUGCUGGGUUCACAUGGGUUCAUUACAUCACAUAGAUGGCGUGAUACAAUUGGAGCAUUCAUAAAUGUUGAGGCUUCUGGAGUAGGGGGCCCUGAUUUGGUAUGCCAAUCUGGACCUGGAUCUUGGCCAUCACAAGUCUAUGCACAGGCAGCUUUAUAUCCUACCGCAAAUAGUGCAACUCAGGAUGUUUUUGGGUUCGUUCCUGGCGAUACAGAUUACAGGAUGUUUGCUCAAGACUAUGGAAAUAUUCCAGGACUGGAUGUCAUCUUCCUCCUAGGGGGAUAUUUUUAUCAUACGUCCUCUGAUACUGUUGAAAGACUAUUGCCUGGAAGCAUGCAGUUGCGUGGGGAAAAUUUGUUCAGUCUGAUCAAAGCCUUCUCCAACUCAACUGAACUUCGGAAUGCACAUCAGCGCAAAGUGCAUGCAUUCUCUCAACAGGGUUUAGCUGAUGAACAUGCAGUUUACUUUGAUUUUUUUUCUUGGGUUUUGAUACUAUACUCUAGAAAGGUAGCCGUCCUGCUUCAUAGUAUUCCUCUUGCUAUCUUUUUUCUUAUGCCACAUCUCUUACGCUUUCAAGCUUGGGGAUUGAUUAGUUCUUCUGCAACCUUUUUUGAUUUUAUUAAGGGGAUGAUAUAUCAUGUGGCUGGGAUUGUUCUAGCCAUUGUAAUUCCUGUAAUUAUUGCUGUUUUGAACUUGUUUUUUUCUGGUCAUUCAAUGAACUGGUUUGCAAGUCCAUACCUAGCAUUUGGGAUCUUUGUACCCUUCUCACUUAUUGGAUUGUUGAUCCCCCAGUUUGUUUGUAGAGAUUUUCCUCUCAGUCAGAAUCUCUCUCAUGGAAUAUCAUAUCAGGAAUUGGUUACCGAAGCUAGAUUUUGGGGAGCUUUUGGAUUUUACUCCAUAGUUACAUUGGCAUACAUUGUAGCUGGGCUUAAUGGAGGCUUCAUGACUUUUCUAAUCCUAGUUUUCAUGAUUCCAGCUUGGAUUUCCUUCUUCCUAUGCAGCAAGGCUUUUGGCCAUGAAUCACUCAGAUCAACUGCAUCUUAUGUAAUCUCUUUGAUUCCCUGUCUGAUGUACGCGGUUUACUUCGGCGGGUUUCUGAUCAUUUUUGUGCUUGAGAAAAUGGGCAUGUCGGGCUCUCAUCCUUCUCCAUAUGGCAAUUUUAUUCCUGAUGUUCUAGUAGCUGCUGUGAUUGGAGUUGUAAGUAGUUGGUGUAUUGGGCCUCUUAUACCUGUUGUUGGCCAACAUUUAGCUAGACAAUCCAUAAUGCAAUUAUUGCUGCAAGUUGGUAUCCUUUCCUUGGCCGUGUCAUCACAAUUCUUUCCAUACAGCACUGAGGCGCCUAAAAGAGUUGUUUUUCAACAUACAAUUUGGAAUGCAGGUUUUUGAACUAUAGCCUGCAUUUUUGUAGUAUUGUCUCUCUGUAGCUCAUUGCCUUAAUGCAUUAGUUUGUUGCAGCCACAUGUUUGCUUGUGUCUUUCAUGCUCUCGCCUUUGUCAUUAUUUUCUUUUACCUGUUUUGUUGUAUUCCUUUUGUUUUGAGCCUGAGGUCUCUUGGAAACCUCUCUACUUCCACGGGGUAAGGUCUACGUACACUCGCCCUCCCAGGUCCCAACCUUGUGAUAUUUUACUGGGUUUUUGUUGUUUCCUCGUAGCUCUAAAAUUACCUCACGACAUAAACAAUAGUGAAAAGCAAAUUCUACAUCUUUGCAGAUAAACCAUGGUCAGCAUGUUGAAAAUCUUGAAAAUGGAUCAUUGUUGUGAAUAUCUUCAUUAUGGAUAAGUGGUGCAGAUAUUUAACCAAAGUUUCCAUUAAAACUCCAUGCCUUAGUAUUUUAUUAACAAUUGUACCAUGUGUUUGUUUGUAUAAGAAGCUUCAAUCAGUAUUUCCUAAUGUCAUGAUCUCUUAUGCAUGUUUAAAUGUGCUGUAGACUGUAAUCUGGGACUGUUUUGUACUUUAAUGAUCUGUCUUGUUAUUCUGCUAGAUUCCAGUCAAAUUCUGAGCUCUAGUUAUGACUUUGCCACAACUGAUUCCAACUCUAUGCUUUUUGUAUUCAAACAUGCACCUGAAUUGACAAGGGAACUGCAUACCGAUACAAAUUUUUCUUUUCACAGUGUUGAUAAGGCUCACCCCGAUGAUUGGAUGGUAAUUAAUUUUGUCAUUUUUU
Messenger RNA from Cuscuta campestris, 2948 nucleotides. NCBI's taxonomy places the organism in Eukaryota, Viridiplantae, Streptophyta, Magnoliopsida, Solanales, Convolvulaceae. The record is from the annotation of a GenBank genome assembly.